AUGCCGCACAGAGUGGGGUUCACCCCUCAACAGCUCAAUGAUCUUACCAAAGCGGGGAUACAGAAACAUAUUGGUUUGUAUCUAGGUCCAGUGGUAUUAGGCUUCGCCUUUGACUCAAUGCUAUUAGGAUGUAUAAUCCAGCAACUCAUAUGGAAUGCCAUUUGGACUCCUUCCGAUCGACUAUUCAAUAAGAUCAUCUUAUAUUCCGCUGUAUUACUAUCAGUAGCGACGACGAUAUUCAAUGAUUGUUUCUUUUUUCAUGGUUUUGCUAGUGGAUUUGGGAAUUGGUAUAGGUUGAUUCAGCUAGAUUACAUUAGAUGGUUUCCUAUAUUAGACUGUGCGACCGUUACUCUCGUUCAAAUAUUCUACCUUGAGAGAGCAUAUCAACUCCAUAAUAGAUCUAAAUGGGUACCUAUCAUCGUGUUACCUUUCCUCCUCGCAAGUAUAGGAGGCGCGAUAGGUGGUACAGUCAUGCUUUCCGGAAUACCCGAUGCGUACGAUCUGGUCAAAACCAAACCAGUCUUCUACAACUGGAUCGGAGGCACUCUAGUGGUUGAUCUAUUGAUCACUUCAAUCAUAUUUCAUAAACUUAUCAAGUCACGUACCGGUUGGUCAGAUACGGAUUUAAUGAUUAACAAGUUGAUCACCAUUUCGGUCGAAACUCAAUUACCUUCUUUAGUAGUGGCUAUAGCGUUCAUGGUUUCCUAUGGAUUAAAACCGAACGCAGGAUUGAAUAUAUUCUUCGAAUUAUUUCACCCCAAAGUCCACGUCGUGGGCUUGUUGACUGUAUUAAAUUCACGAAAUAGAUUGAGAAACCAGUUGAAUGGUACUUCCAACCUCAAAGAAAACAAAUAUAUUGGUAAGAAAGAUCAAAAUAAGAUUUUAUCCUCAAAGUUCAAAUUGAAAUCAAAAUCGAGAUCGGGUGAUAAAGACAUAGAAAAUGAUAUCCAUGAUAAUCCUAGUCAACCGACUGUAAAACUGGAAGAUGGAAUGAUAGUCCCACAUCUAGGUACAAGACUAGAUCCGUCUUUUGAGCUCUCGUCUGAUGGUAUUGCGACGCAAACUAGAAAGAGCCAGGAUGAAGAUGAUACACCGUCAGUAGAUGGAGGGUUGGACGUGAAGGAUCAAGGAUAUUGA
Kwoniella botswanensis is the source of this 1137-nucleotide messenger RNA. RefSeq lists its product as uncharacterized. The record is from RefSeq and is a predicted model, not a curated record. The coding region runs from base 1 to 1137 and encodes 378 amino acids. Lineage: Eukaryota; Fungi; Basidiomycota; Tremellomycetes; Tremellales; Cryptococcaceae. The transcript is spliced from 10 exons.